Messenger RNA from Melitaea cinxia (Glanville fritillary), 3762 nucleotides. It is a transcript of the gene mys, whose product is annotated as integrin beta-PS. Gene Ontology annotation, molecular function: integrin binding. The record is from RefSeq and is a predicted model, not a curated record. Gene Ontology annotation, biological process: cell migration; cell-matrix adhesion; integrin-mediated signaling pathway. Gene Ontology annotation, cellular component: cell surface; integrin complex; focal adhesion. Bases 4 to 2523 code for a protein of 839 amino acids. The transcript has 16 exons. NCBI's taxonomy places the organism in Eukaryota, Metazoa, Arthropoda, Insecta, Lepidoptera, Nymphalidae.
AUAAUGGAAACUCGAACGAGUCUACUGUUUUGUUUGUGGGCGAGCCUGUUUGUUGCGUGUUUGGGACAACGCGCGGAACAGUUGCUGGCACAAAAUCCUUGCUCGAGUAAGACGACAUGUAGCGACUGCGCUCGCACGCCGACCUGCGCGUGGUGCUUCGCCUCCGAGUUCAAUGGGCCCCGCUGCUUCAACCCCGCCAUGGAGGGCGGCACCGCCGGCUGCGAUGAAGCCUUUAUAUUUAAUCCCGACAAUCAGCAAUCCAUAGAUCCAUUUUACAAUCGGGAACUUACAAGAGCGAAAGGUCGAAUGGGUAUAGGCAUGGAGUCCUCUUACUAUGAGCAAUCUAUGAGCAGCAGCAGCAGCAGUAGCAGUAGCAGUAGCAUUAAAGGAGGAGGCUAUAUGGGAGGAGCGGCAGGGGGUGAAAACCUAGUUCAAAUUAAGCCGCAAAGGGUGAAACUACAGCUGCGGAUGAAUCAAAUGCAAAGAAUGACAUUUUCGUACGCGCAAGCACAAGACUACCCAGUGGAUCUCUACUACCUCAUGGACUUGAGUAGAUCUAUGAAGAACGACAAAGAGAAGCUCAGUACGCUCGGGAGCUUACUAUCAAGCACCAUGAGGAAUAUCACAUCGAAUUUCCGAAUCGGAUUUGGUUCGUUCGUCGACAAAUUAGUCAUGCCAUAUGUUUCGACCGUGCCUAAAAACCUGAUAUCGCCUUGUGACGGCUGCGCGGCGCCAUACGGUUACAAGAAUCAAAUGUCUCUCAGUAACGAUACUGACUUCUUCGACAAAGCCGUGGCCAGCGCCGACGUGUCCGGCAAUUUGGACGCGCCCGAGGGAGGCUUCGACGCGAUCAUGCAGGCCGUAGUCUGCAAGGACGUGAUCGGAUGGCGAGAGCACGCCAGGAAGCUCCUUGUUUUCUCCACCGAUGCCGGCUUCCACUAUGCUGGGGACGGAAAGUUGGGAGGUAUUGUUCAACCAAACGAUGGUGAAUGCCACAUGGAAAACAACGCGUAUACUCAUUCUACAAAACAGGACUACCCUAGCAUUUCACAAAUUAACCUUAAGGUAAAACAACACGCGAUAAACGUGAUCUUCGCGGUGACGGCGGAGCAGAUCAGCGUGUACGAGCAGCUCAGUCGCCACAUCGAGGGCUCGAGCUCCGGCAUCCUCAGUGACGACUCUGACAACGUUGUAGACCUCGUUCGUGAACAGUACAAUAAAAUAACAUCGACUGUUGAAAUGAAAGAUACAUCAAGUGAUGCUGUGCAAAUAGUCUACUACUCUUCGUGCCUGGGCAGUAAGGGUAACAUGGUGCAGACUAGUAAAUGCGAUGGACUUAAAGUUGGUGAUGUUGUCGAGUUUACAGCUGAGAUCACUCUAAAAGAAUGUCCAAAAGAUCCUAGCAAGUGGAAACAAACUUUCAGCAUAUAUCCAGUCGGCGUGUCUGAGAGUCUUAAUGUUGAAUUGGAAAUGCUCUGCGAUUGUCCAUGUGAACAUCCUGGUCACCAUGCGUACAACGACAGCCCCCUGGUGUGCAGCGGCGAGGGCACGUCGGAGUGCGGCGUGUGCGUGUGCAAGCCGGGCCGCUUCGGCAAGAAGUGCGAGUGCUCGGCGCACGGGGGCGUGUCGCUGGAGCAGGAGCGCGGCUGCCGCCCCACCAACGCGACCAGCGGCCCGCUGUGCUCCAACCGCGGCACGUGCAUGUGCGGCGUCUGCGAGUGCAACAAGAUGGAGGACCCGCUCAAGGUGAUCUCUGGACCCUUCUGUGAGUGCGACAACUUCACAUGUGAUAUGAACAAGGGUCUUCUCUGCUCUGGCCCAGACCACGGAGAGUGCAUUUGUGGCAAGUGCAAAUGCCACCCUGAAUACAGCGGACCGGCCUGCCAAUGCCUUAAAGACCAGGCUCCAUGCAUGUCGCCUGAAAACGGAAAAAUAUGCAGUGGAAAUGGAAAGUGCGUGUGCGGCCAGUGCGUAUGCAAUGUUGAUAAUGACCGACACUAUUCUGGAAAAUACUGCGACAAAUGUCCGACGUGCCCCGGCAAGUGCGAGGACUUCAAGCAGUGCGUGCUGUGCGAGGUGCACCGGCGCGGGCCCGCGCUGCGGCCCGGCGCGCCGCUGGAGUGCGGCGACUGCGCCCUGCGCCCCGAGAUCGUGGACGGCAAGCUCGAAGCAAACGAAACGUUGAACGAACAUUUAUGCAGUUUUUACGACGACGAAGAUUGUCUCUAUGUGUAUGUCUACUCCUUCAAUGAAACCCAGCACCUUCACAUCAGAGCACAAAAGGAACAUGAAUGUCCACGAAAGGUAUUCAUUCUCGGUAUCGUGCUAGGUGUGAUCGCUGCGAUAGUACUGAUAGGGCUGGCGCUACUUAUGCUCUGGAAAAUGGUCACCACCAUCCACGACCGUCGCGAGUUUGCGCGCUUCGAAAAGGAACGAAUGAUGGCCAAAUGGGAUACGGGUGAAAAUCCAAUUUACAAGCAAGCAACAUCUACAUUCAAGAACCCAACAUAUGCUGGAAAAUAGAAAUCUACGAACAUUUUCAAAGCAGGCAAAAGAAUAUACAGUGAUGCUAUGCUAUCAAAGUAAUUAAGCGAGCAUCUUCAUACCACAAAAGUUAUGCAUUUGACUUUAGAAUACAGCAUUUGAUAUAAAUAAUAUAUUAUAUAGACAUUUUUAGACAUGUUUCUUGACUUAUACACGUAGAAGCUACUGCACAUGAAGAAGCCUUAAUAUGUGCCUUUGAAAAAAAAUAUUAGGAAAGCAAUAUAAACUAGCCGCUUAAUAUAUAGACAACGUAAUAUGUGUUAGAUUUUGUAAAUUGUAUUUAAAAUCAAAAGGAUCUGUUUAAAUCUCAGAUUUUUACACCAUUUUUGAGUACGCUUUUUGUACUUACGUAUCAUUUCCGUUGGAGAGUCUUAUUAUGUGAACACAAUCUUAUUUAUUUAAUUUUCUUAAUAAUUCUUUUGAUAUUCGAUUUUGACUUAUCUAAAACCAAAUAUUGUUUGGCAAAUAUUAAGUUUAAAUUGUGAAAAAUAUCACUGUUUAGAAAUUUUUACUAUUAUUGUGUUAAUUUAAAAAAAAAUUAUUAAAAGAUUGUGUGCAAAAUACGACAAUCCAAAUUGAAAUGAGAUUUAUAUGUGUGAGUGUUUGAUGUACGUACUUACCUAUGUGUAGGUUUUAUAUAUUGAAUGCUAUAUGGUUUCAUUUGUAAACUAUGUUCCAUUUGAUGAAUAGUUCGUUAAUAAGCGCCGGAAAAUUGGAAAUCAGUAUCCUAUUUUAUGAUAAGUGUAAGUAUAAAUUUUCAUAUAAAAUCGAUGGUUUAUAUUUCACAUAAAUGGAUAUUCUGUGCUUGUGAGUAAUUGUGUUUUACGAAUUAAUAAUAAUAAUUAAUAUUUAAAAAAAAUGUACUGCCGCUUCUACUUCUGGUCUAGUGCCUUAAAAUAGAAUUUAGUGCCAUUACUAAUCGUAUGAUAUUAAGAAAGCGUUAUUUAUUUUGACAAUAAUAUCGAGUAAUAUAAAAAACAGAUUUAUUUAUAAUGCUAGCAAUUUAAGUUUAAUUUUAAUGAAUUAAUCAAAGAUCGCGCAAUUGUUUUUACUUUACUUAAAUUAGUACGAUGGUGAAUUAUGUAUUUGGAUUUUGUUUUAUAGUAAUUUUGUGAUACAUAAAAUGCUAUGAUUAUUUUUUGUACAUAUUAUUAGUUUCUCCAUUAUAGCAGUUUUGGACUCGUACAAAUAAAUACCUAAUAAAAUUAACACAAAAAA